Fragaria vesca subsp. vesca is the source of this 2288-nucleotide messenger RNA. RefSeq lists its product as uncharacterized. The transcript has 9 exons. Gene Ontology annotation, molecular function: DNA binding; protein heterodimerization activity; TBP-class protein binding. The coding region runs from base 1 to 1890 and encodes 629 amino acids. Gene Ontology annotation, cellular component: SAGA complex; transcription factor TFIID complex; SLIK (SAGA-like) complex. The record is from RefSeq and is a predicted model, not a curated record. Gene Ontology annotation, biological process: DNA-templated transcription initiation; RNA polymerase II preinitiation complex assembly. Lineage: Eukaryota; Viridiplantae; Streptophyta; Magnoliopsida; Rosales; Rosaceae.
AUGGCUGAGAAUGUCUCAUCUCCAUCCCAAAAACCCCUGCAACCUCCAAACCCCAAUAGCAUUGAAGCCUCAACAGCAGCAGCCUCCCCAAACAUUAUAAUCACCCAAAACCAAAACCCAUCAAACUCAGCAGCCUCAAACCCAGCAAUCCCAUCUCCCCAAAUCUCAUCCCCGCCCCUCCCUCCUCUCCCCUCCAUCUCCCUCCCACAAAACCAACAGCUCCUCUCCCCCACCGUCGGAUUGGACUACACCCAGAAACCCAAUCCCCAAUCACAGCCGUUGGUUCAGCAACAGAAUGUAAUGUCGAAUUUCCAGCUGCAGCAGAGCAUGCAGCGAUCGCCGUCCAUGUCGCGGCUGAACCAGAUUCAGCAGCAGAACCAGAGCCAGCAGCAGCAGCAUUUCGGUAUGAUGAGGCAGCAGCAGGCCAACUUGUAUGGCCAGCAGGUCAGUUUCGGAGGCUCCGGCGGAAUUCAGCAGUCCAAUCAGCAGCAACAGCAGAACCAGACGCAGCAGCAGCAGCAAAUUGGCGGGGGCAGCUUGUCCCGAGCUGCCCUGCUCAGCCAGAGCGGCCAACUGCCAAUGCUGUCUGGUGCUGCUGCCACGGCUGCGCAGUUCAAUAUGCAGCCGCAGUUGUUGGCUUCGCCACGACAAAAAAGCGGGUUAGUCCAAGGUACGCAAUUUAAUUCUCCUGGACAAUCUCUACAAGGAACACAAGCCAUGGGUAUGGGGAUGAUGGGAUCCAUCAAUUUGACCUCACAGCUAAGAGCUAAUGGAGCCCUAGCUUAUGCUCAACAACGACUGAACCAGGGCGGCCAACUUAGACAACAAUUGUCCCAGCAAAGUUCACUCGCCUCUCCGCAGGUAUUACAUCUGCAGAACUUGCCAAGAACAUCCUCACUUGCAUUUAUGAACCCUCAGCUAUCUGGGCUGGCUCAGAACGGACAGCCAGCUAUGAUGCAGAAUUCUUUAUCACAACAGUGGUUGAAGCAAAUGCCAGCAAUUUCAGGCCCUGGCUCACCUUCAUACCGCCUUCAGCAACAGAGACAGCAGGCUAUCUUCCAGCAGCAACUGGCUUCAUCCACUCAGUUGCAUCAAAAGUCCUUGUCGAUGAACCAGCAACAGUUAUCCCAGAUUGUACAGCAACAGCAGCAGCAACAACAGUUGGGGCUUCCACAGCUGCAGCAUCAACAACAGCAGCAACAUCAACAGCAAAUACAGCAGCCACUACAACAACAAUCACAGCAACAACAGCCUUUCAAUCAGCAGCAGCAGCAGCCGCAGCAGAAUUCCCCAAGGAUGCCUGUACCGGCAGGCCAGAAAUCUCUUAGUUUAACAGGAUCACAGCCUGAUGCUACUGCAUCUGGUACAACUACACCAGGAGGGAGUUCAAGCCAAGGGACAGAAGCAACCAACCAACUUCUUGGGAAGAGAAAAAUGCAAGAUUUAGUCUCACAGGUUGAUUCACAGGGAAGGUUGGAUUCUGAAGUUGAAGAUCUUCUUUUGGAGAUUGCAGAUGACUUCAUUGAUUCGGUGACUACAUUUGCAUGUAGUUUGGCAAAGCAUAGAAAAUCUUCAACUUUAGAGUCCAAGGAUGUGUUGCUACACUUAGAGAAAAAUUGGCAUUUGACAAUUCCCGGAUUUUCAAGUGAAGAGAGGAAGUACCAAAACAAAUCUUUGUCAAGUGAUGUACAUAAGAAACGUUUAGAUAUGAUACGGAUGCUGAUGGAAUCAUCACAACCAGAAACAAAUACUAAUAAUCCUAAGGAGGUGAUCAGAGGGUAUGGUAACCCUGUUGGUGCCAACCACUUGAUAAGACCUUCCCUUGGUGGAGAACAGUUGGUUUCCCAAGCAACUGGUUCUCAGAUGCUGCAGCAGAUGACACGGUUUUAGUAUAUAUCAGUUAUCAGUUUUUAUUGGGAUUUCCGUGCUGAUUUAAGUGCCUAGAUAUGUUGGUUGUUAGCAAAAAGCUGGAGCUGUAUUUGGAUUGAUAAAAGCACAAUCUGUAAAUUACUUGUGUAAGCAAUGAGAAAUAUUCAUAGGCCAAUGGAGAGGAGCAUAAGGCCGAAGUCUCAGCAUAGUAUAGUUUUGGUUGGGUUCUCUUAUUGAAGCUUUUUCCUUUGGUUGUUAUUUUUAUGGUAAGAAACAAAGAAUUGGCUGGGCAGAUGGUAUUGUAUACUAAUUUAUUUAAUUUCUUGGGUGAUUUUGUAUGCAAAUUUGCUGAGCCCAAGUGUAUCAAUCCUAAAAAGUGAAACACUAUGAAGUUUACUGAUUCAGAUUUCAUAUCCUUG